Terrapene triunguis (Three-toed box turtle) is the source of this 1157-nucleotide messenger RNA. It is a transcript of the gene ANXA4, whose product is annotated as annexin A4. The coding region runs from base 134 to 1099 and encodes 321 amino acids. The record is from RefSeq and is a predicted model, not a curated record. Gene Ontology annotation, molecular function: calcium-dependent phospholipid binding; calcium ion binding. NCBI's taxonomy places the organism in Eukaryota, Metazoa, Chordata, Testudines, Emydidae. The transcript has 13 exons. Gene Ontology annotation, cellular component: cytoplasm.
CUUAUGUGUCAAGCCCAGCAAGGUUCGUGAUUAGCUUCCCCGCCACACUCGAGAGCAGCGGAGGCCAGGGUCUCUGGAGCAGCGGAUAAUCAUCUGUUUGGGUACCUUGACAUUAAAAUAUUAACUGAAUACUAUGGCAAAGGCUGGAAACCGGGGCACAAUCAAGGCGGCCUUGGGCUUCAGGGCUGAGGAAGAUGCACAGAAGUUAAGGAAGGCCAUGAAGGGGCUUGGUACAGAUGAAGAUGCCAUCAUCGAUAUCGUGGCCAAGAGGAGCAUAUUCCAACGUCAGGAAAUUUUAAUCGCCUAUAAAUCCACUAUUGGCAGGGAUUUGAUUGGCGAUUUGAAGUCUGAGCUGAGUGGGAAUUUUGAGAAGGUGAUAAUUGGAUUGAUGACUUCCAUCACACUGUACGAUGUGCAGGAACUGAAGAGGGCCAUAAAGGGUGCAGGGACAGACGAGGGCUGCCUGAUCGAAAUUCUGGCUUCUCGUUCCAGUGAAGAAAUCCAGCGCAUUAAUGAGACCUACCAUCGUCAAUAUGGAACUACCCUUGAAAAGGACAUUGUCUCAGAUACAUCUUCCAUGUUCCGCCGCGUGCUGGUGUCUCUAGCUACAGGAAACAGGGACCAGGGAAACUAUGUGGAUGAAGGCCUUGCUCAGCAAGAUGCCCAGUGCUUGUAUGAAGCCGGGGAGAAGAAAUGGGGAACAAAUGAGGGACAAUUCCUGACUAUCCUCUGUUCAAGAAACAGAUAUCACUUAUUAAAGGUCUUUGAUGAAUACAGAAGGAUUGCUAAGAAGGACAUUACAGAAAGCAUUAAAUCUGAGAUGUCGGGGGACCUCGAAGAUGCCUUAUUAGCUGUGGUAAAAUGCAUAAGGAAUAAGCAUGCAUACUUUGCUGAAAGAUUAUACGGUUCCAUGAAGGGUUUAGGGACGGAUGAUGAUACACUCAUUCGAGUGAUGGUGUCGCGGUGUGAAAUUGACAUGUUGGAUAUCAGGCAUGAAUUCAAGACGAUGUACGGGAAAUCUCUCUACUCCUUCAUCCAGGGAGACACUUCAGGAGACUAUAAGAAAGUCCUACUUGUGCUCUGUGGUGGUGAAGACUAAACCAUGUACAACUCAUUGUCGGGGGAAGAGGAGAAAUAGAUCACGAGUUUUUUUUUUU